AUGGCGGAAGAGUCCAACAUAGACGCUAUCUAUUUCAGACAGUUAAUUAUCUAUCUAUCUAUCUAUCUAUCUAUCUAUCUAUCUAUCUAUCUCAGUCUGAUCAUUAUCUAUCUAUCUAUCUAUCUAUCUAUCUAUCUAUCUAUCUAUCUAUCUAUCUCAUUCAAUUCACAUAUAUCACACUCAAUAUUUAGCUCACUCAGUCUGAUCAUUAUCUAUCUAUCUAUCUAUCUAUCUAUCUAUCUAUCUAUCUAUCUAUCUAUCUAUCUAUCUAUCUCAUUCAAUUCACAUAUAUCACACUCAAUAUUUAGCUCACUCAGUCUGAUCAUUAUCUAUCUAUCUAUCUAUCUAUCUAUCUAUCUAUCUAUCUAUCUAUCUAUCUAUUCAUCUAUAUCCAUUCAAUUCACAUAUAUCACACUCAAUAUUUAUUAUCAGUCUGAUCAUUAUCUAUCUAUCUAUCUAUCUAUCUAUCUAUUAUCAUAUCUAUUCAAUAUCUAUCUAUCUAUCUAUCUAUCUAUCUAUAUCUCAUUAAAUUCUAUCUAUCUAUAUAUAUAUCACUCAAUAUUUAGCUCAGUCUCUAUCAUUAUCUAUCUCAUCUAUCCAUCUAUCUAUCUAUCUAUCUAUCUAUCUAUCUAUCUAUCUAUCUAUCUAUCUCAUUCAAUUCACAUAUAUCACACUCAAUAUUUAGCUCAUCUGAUCAUUAUCUAUCUAUCUAUCUAUCUAUCUAUCUAUUAUCUAUCUAUAUAUCUCAACUCAUUAAGGCUCAUCUGUCUAUCUAUCUAUAUCUAUCUAUCUAUCUAUCUAUCUAUCAUAUCUAUCUAUCUAUCUAUCUCAUUGAUCAUUAGAAAUAGAUCUAUCUAUCUAUCUCAUUCAUUAAAAACUAUCACACUCUCAAUAUUUAGAUCUAUCUAUCAUUAUCUAUCUAUCUAUCUAUCUAUCUCAUCUAUCUAUCUCACAAUCAUAGAAAAUAUAACAACACUAGCAUUUUAG
This is a messenger RNA of Acanthosepion pharaonis, 987 nucleotides long. The record is from the annotation of a GenBank genome assembly. NCBI's taxonomy places the organism in Eukaryota, Metazoa, Mollusca, Cephalopoda, Sepiida, Sepiidae.